Gloeophyllum trabeum ATCC 11539 is the source of this 225-nucleotide messenger RNA. RefSeq lists its product as uncharacterized. The transcript has a single exon. NCBI's taxonomy places the organism in Eukaryota, Fungi, Basidiomycota, Agaricomycetes, Gloeophyllales, Gloeophyllaceae. The coding region runs from base 14 to 184 and encodes 56 amino acids. The record is from RefSeq and is a predicted model, not a curated record.
GUUGGGCACGGCGAUGGAUGACUGGGAGAUGGUAGAGCUACCCCGAGGCUCCAGGAGGCGGAUAAUAGACUUUUUCCCAAGCGCCUCAAGCUCAAGUCCUUGCAAAAGUUGCACUGGAGAUCUACCGGAAGUCGGGCUUGUACGACUGGAUUCACUUGAAUUUCAGAUCCCACAACACGCGUAGAUAUUGUGUUCAAGAAAUAGUCCCAAGUUCAAAGCCGGCUC